Messenger RNA from Protopolystoma xenopodis, 240 nucleotides. The record is from the annotation of a GenBank genome assembly. Lineage: Eukaryota; Metazoa; Platyhelminthes; Monogenea; Polystomatidea; Polystomatidae.
AUGCAAUUUUUGGUCGCCAUUGUCUCUGUCAUCGGAAUCUGUGAGCGUACAUUCAUAAAGGAAGGGGGGGUGUACUUUAUUAUCUCGCAUGUGCUUGGCUACCGAAUCGGCGCAGCCGUCAGUAUCACUUAUUGCCUUGGGCAGGAUGGACUGCAAUAUCGAUCUCACCUUGGUCUUAUCAACACACCCAGCUGGACUAGAACGUUGACAAUGCUGCGACUGAUCUCAACACAGUUAUAA